CAGAAGCUACCCCGCAUAGCAUCGGCGAUUUUCACUGGCGCGCAUUUCAGCACCCCACUGUGCGUGCGUAGCUUGCCUGUUCACAAAUUUCAAGUCGCAGAAGAAGGUUUGGAUUUCAGGGGGAUGAAUUGAUAACUCGAGUUCGUCGCAAGGACCAACUAGUAUCCCACCCAUGGUUGACCAGCUGACGGCGCCCCCGGCGCUUUCGACCUCGGCCGAGCACCUCUUCGAGCACGUCGACGAUGCCGCACCCAAGGACACAGGCCAGGAGGAGCGCGCGACGGCCGAGGACCUCUCGGCAGUCUACGAGGUUGAGCGGACCGCCCGCGAGAUCUACAAUGGCCGCCGCCGCCGCGUCGCCCUCCAGUUCCCCGACCACAUGCUCUGCGACGCCCCCGCGGUCGUUGCCCUCCUCAAGGACGCGCUGGCUGUCUUGCGCUCCAACGCCACUCCUCCGGCCGAGGCUGCUCUAAGCCAAGGAGCCAGCUCUGCCCCUACUACCGCUGCAGGCUGCGCACCGGCUGCGCCACAGGCGACGGCUCAGGAAGAGGAGAGGAUAUACAUCUUGGCAGACACGUCGUACAGCGCCUGCUGCGUCGACGAGGUCGCGGCCGAGCAUGUCGAUGCCGACGUGGUUGUGCACUACGGCCGCUCGUGUCUGUCUCCGACUUCUAGGCUACCCGUCAUACACGUCUUCACCAAGCACCGCCUGGGCCACGACGCCGUCUUGGAAGCCUUUGAGAAGGAGUUCCCUGAAAAGGAGAGCAGGGUCGUUCUGAUGGCCGACGUGACAUAUCAGGACCACCUGUCAUCUCUGUUCCUCCGCCUGAAGGAGCGCGGCUACGUAAACGCCCUGUCGACGUCGGUCGUCCGCAAUUCCACAGGGAAGCUCCCAAACAGGACGGUUCUGGACGCCGACGGCACCGCUCUCGACUGCGAGGGGUCGUCAGGGGUCGACCUCGGCCAGCACGAUAUUUUCCACAUAUCCUCACCCCCAACCUCGUUGCUCCUCGCCCUGUCUACGCGGGUAAAGUCUCUGCGCAUCUUCCCGACGCCAGCGCCGGCCGACUCCUCAUCCUCACACCUGUCCGACGCAUCCUCGGUCGCCCAGUUCACCCGCCGGCUGCUCGGGCGGCGGUACGCCAAGCUCCUGACGCUGUCGACGGCGGGCAUCAUCGGCAUCCUGGUCAACACGCUCUCGGUCGCAAACUACAUGUCAUCGCUGGACGCCAUCCGGAAGCGCAUCGCCGCGGCCGGCAAGAAGAGCUACACCGUCGUGGUCGGGAAGCUGAACCCCGCCAAGCUGGCCAACUUUGCCGAGAUCGACGGCUGGGUGGUGGUCGGGUGCUGGGAGAGCAGCCUGGUCGAGGACGACGCCUCCUUCUACAGGGCCGCCAUCACCCCGUUCGAGCUGGAGGUCGCCCUGAUGAAGGACGACGAGAGGAUAUGGGGCGAGCGCUGGUGGGGCGGAAUCGAGGGCGUCAAGGAGCCCGAUGCGAGGGAAGCAGCAGUCGAGCCGUCACGAAACGACGAAUCUGCCGAGGCAGACAUCAACGACGAUGUCGACGGCGAUGACGACGACGAUGAAUCGGCACCUCCCGAGUUCGACCUGCGGACAGGAAAGCUCGUCAGUCGCAGCCGGCCGAUGCGGGCUGCACCGAAAGGCGGCCGGCAGGCGGACGCCGGCGCGGGGGACAAACCGGACGGCACGGGAUCGAGCGCGCUGGCGCUGCGGCCAAAGGCCGAGGUCGCGACCAUCAACGGCGUGGUCAGCCCGGGGGCCGAGUUCCUGCGCUCGCAGAGGACCUGGACCGGCCUCGGGAGCGACUUUGACACGGAGGAGCGGAGUGCGGCGGUGGAGGAGGGAAGGAGCGGUGUUGCAAGGGGAUACACCGUUGGCAGCAUCGACGAGCGCUCAUAAGUUUGGGGGAGGGCUCUCUGAUUGGCGAGAUGAAAAGUUUAUAGACUGUUUUUUUUUUCCUUUCUUUACCAAGCGAUACCCACCAUCCGCAAAAUUACCAAUAUCAAACCUGAACGAUCCUCUGCUGCCCAUUGCGCCUUAUAUGCACGGCUGGCUGUCUGGUUUCCAACAGCUCACAGCAGCAAACCGGGUGGUCGAGCGGGUGAAAACCGUGGCGCAAAGUCACAACCGUCUUCCACGGGUGAGGGCCAGGAAACCCCAAGCUCGCUGAUUCGAAUCCGUCUAGUGACGGCGAUUUUAGAGCCAGCAAAAUCCAGCCAGUGCGGGUUUUCGU
This is a messenger RNA of Gaeumannomyces tritici R3-111a-1, 2255 nucleotides long. RefSeq lists its product as hypothetical. NCBI's taxonomy places the organism in Eukaryota, Fungi, Ascomycota, Sordariomycetes, Magnaporthales, Magnaporthaceae. Gene Ontology annotation, biological process: protein histidyl modification to diphthamide. The record is from RefSeq and is a predicted model, not a curated record. The transcript has a single exon. The coding region runs from base 173 to 1921 and encodes 582 amino acids. Gene Ontology annotation, molecular function: 2-(3-amino-3-carboxypropyl)histidine synthase activity.